UUGAGUGGAUCAGUGUGUGUAACUUGUCGCGGGGAUCGAACCCUCACUCACUCGCUCCAGGUCGAGACUCCUGUUGGAAGUAUCCGGAGGGAAGCGUCCUCCUGUCGGAUCAAGUCACUGGAAAAACACCGCGGUACCGCCGGAACACUCUGCGGGGAAACAAGCACCAGCAGCGGGCUUGAAUCCGAGCCGGAGGAGAGCAGAGGGAAAGCGGGUCAGAGGACCACUGAUCGAUACCCUCGGUUUGUGUGCGUGUAUGCGCGUGUGUGUUUUCGUUUGGAAACACACACACACACACACACACACACUCUCUCUCACAGUCACAGGUUGCUAGCGGAGUUGACGCUAACCGAGCUAGCCACGUUAGCUUCCCGCGGCUAGCCGUGUCCUCCACCGUUUCCCCCACCACCACCACCACCGGGACCAAACAACCCGCCGGAGCCGGAGUUAACGUUCGCCGAGGCGGCCGGACCCUCCCCGCACGGGCCGCUCCACGCACCGGGUCACGAUGUGGUGUUUUUCGGGGCGUGUGUCCCGCUGGCCGGCUGCUAGCCUCGGCUGACCGGAGCCUGCUCCGCGGACAUGGAUUCUCCCCCCGGGUUCUGCUUCUCUCUCUAAAGCUGGACUUUGCUCUCGGGCCGUUUUAAGCCGCAGUCCUCCCCGGGUUUAAUCGCAUUCUGUCGGACGAGUGUUUCACUAAAUCCCGCCUGGCUCCUUUUCUCUGUGCGUGUUUUUAUUUUUUCGGGGAGGAGGAGGAGGAGGAGGUAAAAAGAGGAAGAAGGGGGAAAGAAAAAAAAGUUUGGGAGAAGUUGAGGAUUUUUUCCGAGCCUGUGGAAAAAUGGAUGCGGGUAUAGAGAAGGAAUGCAGCGCCUUGGGAGGGCUCUUCCAGCUCAUCAUGACGGACAUGAAGGCCAGUUAUCCGACAUGGGAGGACUUUGUGACCAAAGGAGCCAAACUGCAGUCACAGCUCAGGACGACCAUCGUGGUAACUGGAGCCUUCCUGGAUGCUUUUCAGAAGGUGGCAGAUAUGGCAACCGGGACCAGAGGUGCCACGAAGGAGAUCGGCUCGGCCCUGACCAGGAUGUGUAUGAGACACCGCAGCAUCGAGUCCAAACUCAAACUGUUCACAACGGCUCUCUCAGAAAGUCUCAUCACUCCGCUGGAGAUGAAGAUGGAGGAGUGGAAGAAAGCGGCCAGUCAGCUGGACAAAGAUCACGCCAAAGAGUAUAAAAAAGCCCGGGCAGACAUCAAGAAGAAGUCGUCCGACACCAUCAAGCUGCAGAAGAAGGUGAAAAAGGGGAAGGACCAGGCGCGGGGACAGCUGGACUGCGCUCUGCAGGACGUCAACGUGCGUUACGCUGUCCUGGAGGAAACGGAGAAGCGAGCCGUGUGCAGGGCGCUGAUAGAGGAGAGGGCGCGCUACUGCAACUUUGUCACCAUGCUGAAACCUGUCCUGGACCACGAGAUCAACAUGCUGGGUGAGGUGACCCACCUCCAGACCAUCCUUGGAGAUCUGAUGAACCUGACAGCUGAGCCCAACAAACUUCCUCCAGCCAGCGAGCAGGUCAUCUCAGACCUGAAAGGUUCUGACUUCAACUACAGCUACCAGACACCUCCUGCUUCUCCCAGUGGCACACUGUCCAGGAAGAGCAGCAUCAGCAGUAACUACCAGUCUGGAUCUGUGAGACACGUUCCCUCACUGGACUCCAUCAGCUGUGCUGUGGAUGGAGUACACAUCCAGGACACACUGGGAUCCAACAAUCAGCUGGCUGCUGGGGGAAGUAGAGGCCCGGAGAACGGGCUGUUGGCUCCACCACACAGCGUCUAUGGAGAGAGAACACGAGCCAUGUCUGCAUCUGGGAGGUCUUGCUCGGCCCGGGAUCAGCUGGCGUUGACCCUGGGUGCGUUGAAUUCGGACGCCCCGAGGAGCAGCCGGGACUCUCUGCACUGCUCCAGCGGCUACAGCACCCAGACCACCACCCCGUCCUGCUCCGAGGACACCAUCCACUCACACACUGUAAAGAGAGAUCCUCCCCUCUAUGUCGACUACGAGUGCAUCUCUCUCCACGGAGACACCGACUCCAUCUCCUUACACCACCUGUCCCACGGGAACAGCCAGUCCGACUUCGACAGGUCCUCCACCAUGCCGAGGAACUCUGACCUGGGUUUACAGUACAGGAAGUUCGCUCAGUCCAAACGCCCCGCCUCCACCGUCAGCCUGUUGGCCGACCCCGAGUUGAUGGGCGGGUCUGUCCGCCAGCUGCCGUCCCACACGGCGACCAUCAGGCGCAAACCGUCGUCCAAGCCCACGUAUCGCAGGGGGACAAUCAGCGGGGGGGUGCCCAUCCCCAUCAGCACUCCCAAGGUCCCCAUGAAAGCUGUCGGAGGAAGCGGGGGUAGCGAGGACAAUGUUUUCAUAGCGCCCCCUCCUGUAGGACCGGGAGGCUUAGGUCACAACAAACUCUGCAUGUCCACGCAGAGCCUCAGCGCCUUACCGCCCUCCUCCUCCUCCCCGUACUACCAGCUGGUCCCAGGCCACAUGCCCAUCCCAGUGCCUGGUCCCACUGUACCUUCCCUGCCAGCAGAGGGCAGCAACACCAGGCAGCAGCAACAGAGACAGUACCAGCAGCAACUGCAUCCGCAUCCGCACAACCAGCAACUCCAGAUUCAGCAGCAGCAGCAAUAUUAUCAGCUGCAACUUCAGCAGCAGCAACUUCAGCAGCAGCAGUUCCAGCAUCCGCAGCAUCAACAGGAUCCAUAUCAGAAGCAGGAGCCGCUUCAGCAGCAGGAUCAGAAGCAGGAGCAGCUUCAGAAGCUUCAGCAGCUUCAGCAGCAGGUCCAGCAGCAGCAAGCUCUGCUUCAGCAACAGGAUCAAUAUCAGCAGCAGGAGCAGCUUCAGCAGCAGCAGUUCCAUCUUCAGCAGUCUCUGCUUCAGCAGCAGCAACAGGAUCAAUAUGAGGAGCAGCAGCAGCUUCAGCAGCAGAACCAGCUGCAGAAACAGAAGCUGUUCCAGCAGCUGCACCAGGCCCAGGCCCAGCCCUCCUCCCCCCAGGCAGACCUCUCCUGGCCGGACCACAGCACUCACCCCCAGCCCCAUUCUCCUCCGCCCUCCAGCCAGGAUCAGAACCCGGAGCCGCUGACCCAGGACGGUGGAGGGGGAGGGGGGCGAGACAUGCUGACCCUCAUGAGAGGAGUAAAGCUCAAAAGGACCCUCACCAACGAUCGCUCCGCCCCUCUUCUGCCGGCCCCAGCCAAUCACAAAUGAGGCUGAGUGAAGGACUGUUUUGCUUCCCAGGGGGUUAACGUUACGUUUGAUGGGUUCAACGCCCACAAGAGGCACCUGAGGGUGUUGGCACAGACUUUGCAAACACACUGACUAAUCGCUGGUACUUGACGUGUAUCGUGUUUUAUUUUCUUCCCUUUAAGAACGUUUUAGAUUUCUGUUUUAAAACAUUUUCAGACGUUGAUGUCUUUUCCUGUUGCUGUUGCAACCGUCUUUCUGCUUUUUUCUGCUUUUUGUUUGCAUUUUGAUUGUGCAUAAAGUUUUUUGUUUGACCCAGUCCCGCCGCAAGAGCUGAUUGUUUUAGUUAGCGCUCACCUCCUGGUCAGGUGACCGUUCUGCGGCUUGUUAAUUGGCCCAAAAUGAAGCUGUUAGUGUCUCAGAUCCUUUUCAGUCCCUUGUGCGUUUGAUUCGCCUGUUGCCUCCUCCUCCUCCUCCUCCCAGUAGGAGGGUGGGGUUUAGUCACCAGUCCAGUAGCUCCACUGUGUCACGUGGUUGAACCGCAGCGUGUGGAGCUUUUAAUUUGCUUUAAUUUGUCGUAGAUUGUUUCAUUCGUCUCAAAGAGAUGAACACAGGACCAGACUCUCCCUGAAUAAAACAUCAACUACUGUGUCUGUAGACUGAAAAUACAUCAGAACAAAGAAAGCUGAGGGAACACGGGGGGGGGGGGGGGGGACUUGAACUUGAUUUCCUGACUUCCUCCCGUUUGAGUGGCAGCAGUUUCUGGCUCCGGGACGACAGACGGUGCCACUAUAUGUGGAAAAGGAUUAAAAAUGUUACUGCGGGCAAAUGUCUGGUUUACUGUGUAAGUGAUUCUCUGGUUGACAUGUGGAACGGUUGUAAUCAUAAGAAGAAAAGAGACGCUCCGGUUUGUUCGCAACUUUUAGAGGCAACAAGAAAACAGUGGCUCUUAGAAUAAAGAAAAAAGUAGAGUUCAGAUCUGUGAUGUCUUAAGAGCAGACGUGUUUAAAGAGCAGAUCGAACACUCUGCUACAACAGAACAUUUUAGAUCUCAGUUUAAUAACUAAAGUCUGACCCACAUACAAUGUGUGAGGCUGAUGAUGAACAAUAACAGGAAGCAGUCUGUUUUAGCACAAGAUCUAUAGAUCUGGUUUCUUCCCGAUCCAGAUUCUGAUGCCUGGAGUUUGCAUAUACAAAAAAAAAAAAUCCCUUUCCUGUUUGAAAAAUCCAAAUUAACAAUAAGCUUAUGAGAUCUGCCAUGUUAAAUAAACAUGUUAAAACAUGUGACUGCAUCUUCUCUCACUGAGGUUCUGUUAAACUUAGACUUUUAACUUUUCAUUAAAAACAUUAUUUAUCUGCAGAGUUUGGUUUGGCUCCAGUAGCUGGUUCUAUUUGGAUCCUGUUCCCAAACAAGUUGUUUAAAACUGAUCUCCUCUCAGUUCACAUGCACAGUUUAAUGCUCUGGACUGUAGAUCUGAUCCGUUGCCUCUACAAGUUGCUACUGGGGCGUGGACUUGGCGUUGGGACCAGUUAGAGCAGGAGAACUGGGCCGUGGAUCCCAUGAAGCACCAGGGUCAGGACAUCGGUCACUGGAUCGACUCUGUGGUUAAAUCACAUUAGCAGGAGUUUGAGUAGAGUUGCUGAGUCAUUGUUUUCUAUCGGAUUAAUAUGAACACAUUUUUUUAUUCCUUAAAAUCAUUUAGUGUGUAAAAUAAGAGAAAUUAAUAAAAAAUGCCAGACCACCACCAGAGAGCCAAAGGUGUCAUCUUCAAAUGUUCAAACUAUUUGUCUGAUCUUCAGUUAAUAAUCAUAAAAUCACCUUAAAACUUUCAACAUUUUUUGCUUUAAAAUUGUCUUAAUAUAACAAUAAAUACAAUAUCAAAACGGUGGCCAAGUCAUUUUUGUCGGUUAUUCGAUUCAACCAUACUUUUCAUUUUCAAAAAAAGUGUUUCAAGUCUGUUUCUGAUGUUUUUUUAUGUCAAUAUGUAUAAAGUCAAAAACCUAUAAAACUAUUCAAAAGAAUUAAAGAUCUGAAGGUUUUAGCGAAAGUUGCAACUUAAGAAAAUGAAAUGGAGUACAUCAAAAUAUGAAAAUAUGUUUUUCUCUAAAGUAGAAUAGAGUUCGAAUGAAAUGAUAUUUAUUAAAACUGUUAUUUAGAUAUUUUGUUUGUUGCAGAUCUGGUACAGAUUAAAAAACCAUGACACAUGAUCUGUUUCAGAUUUUCUGAUAUUUGUUGAACCAGAAAACCAAAAUAGUUAAAUACCUGCGGGUUUAAAGUGAAAUUUACAAGCAACAGGAGUCAGUUAUGGAAAUUAAAUGUCAGUUUGACCUCUGUGACCCCGGCUCCGGCCCUGCUGGGAAGCUGCCUGCCAGAGACCAGCUGCAUGCUGGGAAAUGCAGUCCAGUCUCUGAUCCUGGUUGCACUUAAGAGGAAAGGUUUCUGUUUAUUUUUGGAUGUUUUUUUUGCAGCUUUUUCAAGUGUUUUAUUUUAUUGUUAUGAAAGUUGCCUUCUGAUCAGUCCGAGAGCUUCUGAUAAUCAUUUGAUUGAUUGAUUGAUUGAUUGAUUGAUUGAUUGAACCCUCAGUUGUGUAUCUAUCAAUGCUUCAUUCCUGGGAGUACCCAAAAUCUAAAUAUAAAAUGUAUGUGAACAUAUCCUGAUUGUAUUUUUAUUGAUUUAAUGAUCUGACGACUUGAUCGAUCGUAUUUUUGUAGAAAAGCUUUAAAGGAGGAAACUCUGUGAACUUCCUGAGGUUCGAGGAUCUGAAGCCUGAUUGGACGAUUGACUGGAGAAACGACGACAACCAACAGAAUGUAGAAAUGUGUUGUUCUUCAUCUUUUCACGUUCACUGUGGGAUCAAUAAUAAUAAUUACAACUGAUUCAUCA
Molecule: messenger RNA, 6125 nt
Organism: Pleuronectes platessa (European plaice)
Lineage: Eukaryota; Metazoa; Chordata; Actinopteri; Pleuronectiformes; Pleuronectidae
Gene: mtss1
Product: MTSS I-BAR domain containing 1
Exons: 13
Coding region: 839-3265 (808 amino acids)
Biological process (GO): cell projection assembly; plasma membrane organization
Cellular component (GO): actin cytoskeleton; cytoplasmic side of plasma membrane
Molecular function (GO): phospholipid binding; actin binding
Source: RefSeq, a predicted model, not a curated record